AAUAAAAACACUAUCUCUCAUUUUCAUUACAUGAAAAUGAACAACAUGUUCAAGUAUACGUUCAGAAAAAUCAUGAAUUUUUAUUUCGUCAAAAUCUGCCAUUUUGAAGAACGUCAGAUGACGACGACGAACGGCAAUUCCCGAUCAUGUGCAAUGAAAAAAUUUCAACAACGGGUGAUUACGGUUAUUUCCGACAAAUACCUCAAAAAUGAAGAAGUUGAAUUGAACAUCGCAACCUGUGUCUCAACUUUGGGAAGCAUUUACGUUUUACUGCAGCAUGUCAGAAUGAGUAGUGUUGUCAAUUAUUUUCAAGGUCCUUUAAUUCCAGACAUUACAUCGCUUGUAUUCAGUUUUCUUGACACACAGGGAAAACAGAAUGCUGCCCUUGUGUGCCGUGCCUGGAGAGAUAUUGUCUAUUUUCCUGUUCAUUGGAAAAUGGUAACAGUUGAGUUACCAUUUACUUGUAACGACGUGCUUAUAAAGAGUCUUGUAAAAAGGCGAAUUAGUCGAAUCAGUUGUCCUAGAACAUCGGGUCGCGAUUUUGCCGUCAUCACGUCUAAUCUACCAAAUUUGACAUACUUGAACAUGGGAGGCUGUCCAAGAAUUACUGAAGUUGAGUUGAAACGUGAAGUCUGUCAAUUAACUAAAUUAAAACAUCUUGUUUUUAAACGUUGUUCAAGAAUUAGUGACACAUUUCUUGAAGAGUCUUCUCCAAAAUUGAAGCAUUUGAAAUUUUUGGUUUUGGAGGAGUGUGAGAAUAUUACAGAGUUUGGUCUUAGGACAUUUUUGCUUCAUGUUGAAGACUUAGCAGGCUUGGACUUGACAUGGUGUGAAAAUAUGAGAGAUAUUUCUAUUAAGGACAUUGGUCUAAACACUCCAAAUUUGCAAACACUUGUAUUACGAGGAUGUGAUUGGUUAUCAGUUACUGCUAUGAUGCAUAUGGUUAAACACUUAACAAAAUUAGUGCAUUUGGACUUUCGUUGGAGUCAUGGCAUAAAUGAUGCUGCUUUGAAAGUUCUUUCGGAGGGAGUUCCACUUCUGAAAUAUCUUGAUGUCAAAGAAUGUCCAUUAGUCACAUGUAAAGGAAUAAAAUAUGUUGCUGAAAAUCUACAUCAGCUUGUUUAUUUAGCAUUUGGUGGCUCAGAUAGUGAUAAUCUUCAGUUUUCUAGCCAUGACGAGGAGAUUGAGGAAAUGUUUCUAGCUAUUGCAGGAAUGACAAAACUGCAAUCAUUACACUUUGAUGUUGAUGGUGUAAAUGAUGUUUGUCUUCGUAAUGUUUUAAAAUGUUUAACCAAUCUGAUAAGUCUAGACAUGGGUUUUGUUAUUAAUUUAACAGAUACAACAACAAAGGUCAUCUCUCAGUGUUUACCUAACCUGGUCUUGCUGUCAUUGAAUAGCUCUUGUAUAAAUGAUGUUGGAAUCGUGUCUUUGGCAAAAAAUUUGAAAAAGCUGGUCACAUUAGACCUGCGCAACUGUCCCCUCACUAAUGAUGGCCUUUGUGAGAUUGCACCGUCAUUACAUCGUCUAAGAUCUUUAGUGCUAUCAUCACAUCCAAAAGUUACAAAUAUUGGAAUAAAGAGCCUAGCUGAACAUGUUCCAUCUUUAACAAGUCUUGACCUAAUGGAUUGUAAACAUGUGUCGAAUGCUGGUGUUUCAUUAAUUGCUUUAAACAUGAUUCAUCUACAGCAAUUAAAUCUUUCCUUCUGUCGUAAAGUGAGCAAUAAAGGUGUGAUAGAUAUUGCAAAGAAUCUCAAAAAACUUCGCCACAUAACUCUGGAUCACACUCGAACAACUGAUAAAGGAUUUAUUUAUAUUGCCAAAGAAUUGCCACAAUUGCUCUCGAUUGGUUUGGAAGGUUGUAAGAUAUCUGACAAUGGUCUUAAGACAGCUUCAAAACAUCUAAUGUACUUGGAAGGAUUUAAUUUUGGAUCACAGUUGAUCACUGAUGAUGGUGUGAUGUUUGCAUUUGAUAACUGCCAGACUCUUACAGAAGUAGCAUUGACUUUCUGUUGCAAAAUCACCUUAAAAAGUAUUGAACAUGCAAUUGAACAUCUACAAUGUCUGACAUAUCUUAGCAUUGAGGAGUGUUCCCAGAUAUCUUUGCAAAGUAUAAAUAUUAUCAGACAACAUAGUAAUGUAACAAUCAGUGCAGUUUGAAAUCAAAUGGCCAUUUUCUUGGCAUUUAUUUUCUUUCAUUUGAAGAGAUAUUUAUGCAGCCAAGAACAUUGUAGGUAGGGUUUAUUAUUUCAGGUAAUGUCACAAAUCUAAUGGCUUAAAAUGCAAUACGAUUCUGCUUUAUUGUCAUGAAAAAUUGCAUUGUAGCAAUGCUUAAGUUGAAAUAUAUAAGACAUUUCAAUAUUUAUUCAAUAAUUAAUGUGGUUGAUAUUGUGUUUAUGUGUAUUUAUUGUGCAUUUGUGGUGUAAAUUUUUAUGAGUAAGAUGUGCAUUAUAAUCAUAAAAACAUGACUCUACAAAUUAAAUAUAUGAAAUUGACCUAAA
This is a messenger RNA of Xenia sp. Carnegie-2017, 2498 nucleotides long. RefSeq names its product F-box/LRR-repeat protein 20-like. NCBI's taxonomy places the organism in Eukaryota, Metazoa, Cnidaria, Anthozoa, Malacalcyonacea, Xeniidae. The record is from RefSeq and is a predicted model, not a curated record. Gene Ontology annotation, molecular function: protein binding. Gene Ontology annotation, biological process: SCF-dependent proteasomal ubiquitin-dependent protein catabolic process. Gene Ontology annotation, cellular component: SCF ubiquitin ligase complex. Bases 31 to 2157 code for a protein of 708 amino acids. The transcript is spliced from 2 exons.